UCUAAUGCGAUAAAUUUUCGCUUACCGUUUUUUCUGGUUAUGUCCCUGUGAAGAAGAAGAACAAGAAGUACAAGAAGAGGAAAUAAAAUCCCCUGUUGUGGUUCGGUUAACCCCUGAAGUGAUGAAACACAGACAUGAAACAGAGUUGAAACACAUUGUUUUUGGGAUUGCAGCUUCAUCAAACUUGUGGCACAUUAGAAAAGAGUACAUCAAGACAUGGUGGAGGCCUAAACAAACUAGAGGGGUUGUGUGGAUGGAUAAGCGUGUGCGAAUCCAAAGAAACGAAGGGCUACCGGAGAUAAGAAUCUCUGGUGACACUUCAAGAUUCAGGUACGUGAACCGCCAGGGGCAAAGGUCAGCAUUGAGGAUAUCAAGGGUGGUGACAGAGACACUAAAGCUUGGGUUGAAGGAUGUGCGGUGGUUCGUGAUGGGCGAUGAUGACACAGUGUUUAUGGUUGAUAAUGUGGUUAGGAUUCUUAACAAGUAUGAUCACAGGCACUUCUAUUAUGUUGGGAGUUCGUCGGAGAGUCAUGUUCAGAACAUACAUUUUUCAUAUGCCAUGGCUUAUGGUGGGGGAGGAUUUGCUAUAAGCUAUCCUUUGGCUAUGGAGCUAGCAAAGAUGCAGGAUCGUUGCAUUCAGAGGUACCCUGCUUUGUAUGGAAGUGAUGAUAGAAUUCAAGCUUGCAUGGCUGAGCUCGGGGUACCACUCACUAAGGAAGCUGGAUUUCACCAGUAUGAUGUGUAUGGAGACCUAUUAGGCCUUCUAGGGGCACACCCGGUGGCUCCACUAGUGUCCUUGCACCACCUUGAUGUGGUGCAACCAAUAUUCCCAAGGAUGUCAAGAGCCCAAUCCCUCAGGCACCUCAUGGAAGCUGUGCACCAUGACUCAGCCAGCAUAAUGCAACAAUCAAUUUGCUAUGAUAAGAGCAGUAACAGGUAUUGGUCAAUAUCUGUUUCGUGGGGCUAUGUGGUUCAAAUCCUGAGGGGAGUGUUGUCCCCGAGAGAACUAGAAAUGCCAUCAAGAACCUUUCUCAAUUGGUACAAGAGAGCUGAUUACACUGCAUAUGCAUUUAACACAAGGCCUGUGGCUAAACACCCUUGUCAGAAACCCUUUAUUUACUACAUGACCAAUACUCAUUAUGAUUCUAAGGCUAAACAAGUUGUUAGCACUUAUGCUCGUGACAAGUAUUCUAAAUCUCCUUAUUGCCGAUGGAGAAUGGAUUCACCAGAUAAAAUCACUUCCAUUGUUGUUACAAAGACUCCAGAUCCUUUACGUUGGAAAAAGUCACCAAGGAGGGACUGCUGCAGAGUUCUUCCAUCACAACGUAAGGGCUCAUCUAUUCUGAACGUGUGGGUGGGAAAUUGUCGAGAGGGUGAAGUUACAGAGUUGUAGCAUGUGAGUGCAUAUUUGUUUGUCUUGAAUCACUGUUUGUUGUUCUUGUUCCUAUUAUAUUUGAAGACAUAGGGACAAACGAGUACGAAAAGUGGAAAUGGAGCUUUGAAUUAUAUUCGAAAGUCUAGCUUCUAAUGGCACCAAAAACCACAUAGAACACAAGCUUAACUAUUAUCUCUGGCCUGACCAUAAUGUCACAUGGCAAGGUUUUGUCUUCUACAAUUUUAGUU
Lotus japonicus is the source of this 1623-nucleotide messenger RNA. RefSeq lists its product as uncharacterized. Gene Ontology annotation, molecular function: acetylglucosaminyltransferase activity. The coding region runs from base 122 to 1393 and encodes 423 amino acids. The record is from RefSeq and is a predicted model, not a curated record. The transcript has 4 exons. NCBI's taxonomy places the organism in Eukaryota, Viridiplantae, Streptophyta, Magnoliopsida, Fabales, Fabaceae.